This is a messenger RNA of Radiomyces spectabilis, 1587 nucleotides long. RefSeq lists its product as uncharacterized. The transcript is spliced from 4 exons. Bases 140 to 1096 code for a protein of 318 amino acids. The record is from RefSeq and is a predicted model, not a curated record. Lineage: Eukaryota; Fungi; Mucoromycota; Mucoromycetes; Mucorales; Radiomycetaceae.
ACUUUUUUCUUUUGGUUGGUUCAUAUACCAUUCAAGUCUUUUUUUAGACAAUAAAAAAGAAUAAAAAAAAUCUCCCGGCCUCUCGUUCACCUACCGUGCAUCUUCCCUUUUUCCAGCUCACAACUACAGUUUUCAAGUCAUGGUCGCGACAAUCCAAGAAUUACCGGAAGGAUGGGUUUAUAUUCAGUCAUUAGCCACUGGCAAAGUAAUCUCCGCUACCACCACCCCUGAUGCUCUUCGUUCUCAAGUUUACGUGUUGCCACCAAAGCAUACCGACCAUGAAUUAUGGCGUUGGGAAGGUCAAUUUAUCAAGAAUAAAGCCACAGGCAUGGUGCUUGAUAUUCGCAAAGGCCGGCUAAGAUUAAUUGAGGACACCGAAAUUUGUUUGUAUACCGAAAAAUCGGUGGCAGAAGCUCAUAAUCAGCUGUGGGGUGUUCGUAAAAUGGCUACCAACAUUGGCGAAUCUCAUCCCGGCUACGCUAUUUACUCCAUUUGUAACGAUGAUUGGGUUCUCGACAUCCAGUUCAACGAGGACCCCUCCAAACUCAUUCUGUUCCCGUAUCAACCCUUCGACAAUGAUAACCAACGCUGGACGUUUGUAUCUUCCUCGGAUGCCUCCAUUUCCUUGUCGGCGGACGUACUUUUAACGGCCAAGCAUGCGACAACGGAUUCCACCAGUCCCAUGCCCACUGAUCCGUUGGGUGAAUCCAAUUUUACCAACGCGCUUACGCCGGCCAAGCGAGGAUCUCAAAGCUCGUUAUCAUCUUUAUCGGUGAAUGCGUUCAAAGAAUGUCAUCAAAUGGUGUACCUUGAAAAAAAUCCGCAUCUUAGUGAUAAGACUAUUGGCAUGGCCGCGGCAUACAAGACAUGGCAAGAUUGGAAAGUUGAACGAAGUGCGCUGACGGGUAGUGCUUCCGAUAAAGUCACCGUGGAGCCACAUGAUAAGAUAAAGACACGAUUGCAAUCGAUGGCGAAAAGUGAGGCCUCUCUUAUCUACCAACAGUGUGACCAACUGAGUAAUCACCCAGAAACUUUGACUGCCCUAGCCAGUCGUUUCGUGACCCAGCUUUAUGAACAAAUGCCAUCUUCACCCUAAAUCCCCAGUUUGAUUUUUUUUCUUCUCUCAAUCUUUCCUUGCCCUUCCCUUUCAGUUGUACCAUAGUUCCCAAACUUUUUUUUUGACAUCCCGUCCACUACUUUUGCAUAUCCUUCCUUUAUUACCCUCGACUUUUGAUCCUUCUUAUUCUUUUUGUUUUCCCAUCUCUUUUUCAUUUCUCUCCAUUCUCUGACUUUUGUUUCCCUGCUUCCCAAUUUCCUGUGUUUCUCUUUUUCCCCUUUCCUGUUUCCCCGACUUUUAUUAGAGAGAAUCACGAUUUUCUCAUUAUCAUAUGCUUUUUUUUUCUUUUUCUCUCACCGUUAUUUCCGGUACUCUAUCAACUCUUGGGUCAUGUUUCUAUUUUCUUUGUGUGGUUAUUUUUAAUUGAUUUUCUUCAUGUACACGAUUAUAGAAAAAGCUAAACUUGGUUACUUUUUUUUCUUUUUGUUUUCUUGUAAAUAAUAUAAUAAAAAGUGCAUUGGUAUUAUGUU